AUGGCGGAGGGCACUGCCUUGGCGCAACAGCUGAGUGCUGCCGCCAAGGGAGUUCAAUUAGGGCGUGAGGGUGUUCAGGGGCUGGUGGGAUGGCUGGAGCCCUUUUCUGUUGCCUUGGGUUACCCUGAUGCUCCUUCAGUGCCUCAGACGAAGCUAGGUAGGAAGGCGGCUACUGUGCGGGAGCGGGCUCAGCAACAGCUGCUGCAGCAGGAGCAAGAGAAGCUCCCGCAGCAGCGUCAACAGCUGCGGGAGCUGCUGAAAGGAUAUAGUACCGCUUCUCCCGCUUGCAUUGAGCUGCUGCAGCUGCUUGAUGCAUGCACUGGUCGCCUGCUGCAGGCAAUAGCAGAGGUUACUAAGGCCGGCCAACGAGGACUGCCCGAAGGCAUAAGUCCCGCUGCUGCUCGCGUGCAGCAGAAGCAACAUCAGCAGCAACAACAGCUGCAGCAGGAAACGUGUGAGGUUGACGAGGCAGCGCGAGGGGCCCAGGCAGCCUCACUUCUUGCAUGUGGCAUUCUGGGGGAGACGAGCCUGGACUCUGUUCCUGCUGCUGCAACAACACGCCACCGCCUUGCUGCUGCUAUCACGUCUCCCUCACGUUUGUCGUCUCUGAGUACAGUGCUGCAGCCCUUUCACCCUGCUGCUACAAGGGACAACGGAAAGCACUGUGCUCUGCUGCAUUUGUGUGUCUGCCGGCUCCUGGCAGCUGCUGCUACUUGUUCACCAGCAGCAGCGUGGCGCAUCGCUUCGGCGGCCCAAGGGGCAACAACAACAGCAGCAGCCGCAGCAGCAGCAGCAGCAGGAUCCAUUAAUGGGGUUCUUCACAGCUUUUGUGAGAGAGACGCACAGCUGCACCCCCUUAACCAGGCCCUCACUGCCUUGUGCGAGGGGCCUUCCCUCCGUUUGCUGCAGGGGCGCAGCAUCAGCAGCAAACGAAGUGGGGCCUCAGUGGAAAGCAGCCUGCUGCCACCUGCGCCCAAGUCCCAGAGCUGCUGGUGUCAGUGCCCUCAAUGCAUGAGUUCCGAAGCAGCCGAAGCAGCAGCAAGGCAUACUGGGGACCCGGAAAGUAUCCCAAAAGAUCACCAGCUGAUAAGCUCCACGAGAGGCUGGCAUAAUGCGUGGGGAGCUUUCUUCGUUCGGUGCUGCUGCCUCUCCUGUCGUUGCGAGACUGCCUUGAGUGGAAGCGCGAGGACGCCAGUAACAAAAGCCAGCGGUCCCGCUGCAACUGCUGCUACUGCUGCUGACUUUGGGACGAGGCGACACUUGGAAACUGCUGCUGCUGCAGCGGCUUCUGCUGCCUCCGAUGUACGCUCAACUCUCGAGGCCUUUCGCUCUCGAUCUGCUCGGGAAGGUCUCGGCGGCUGUGGCCUUGUGCCCAUUCGUUACGCUCUGCGACAAGAAGCCCUGCGGCUGCUGCUGGUGCUGUUGCUGCACCAAGAUUCGUUAGUGAGCGAUGCUUUGCUGCAGCCGAGAAGGCGUCAGCUGCAACAGCAGCAGCAGAAAGCGGUACCACAGUCAGGCGUAGGAGACCUUGCUUCUACUAGCAGACAGGGGGACGGCUCGUCGCUGCUGCGCUACGCUAUACGCGGCCUGUGCACAGACCGAGAGCUCGACGCACUGUGCUUCUUGGUGGGUUUGUUUGAAGUGUUUAUGGCGCGGCCAGGGCGCUCUAGAGAGGCAGAGGCAGCAGCACGGAGGCUCUUUCUCGUCGCCGGGCCUGGGGGCUUCCCACUUCCCCUGCUGCUUCAGAGGUUCACGGCUAGAGAGGAUCUCAACCACUUAUUAGUGCCGCUGCUGUCACGUUGCAGGGCCUCCUGCCCAGUGGAGACAGACUCAGCAGCUAAAUCACUUUCCAGGAGAAGUCCGCGAAAUAGUUUACUCUCUGACGCUGACAAUUCUUCAGGGCUUCCAACUUCCUUUUUCAGCAGCUCGUGGGUGCUGCAGCGGCUACUUGCGUACCUACUGCUCCUAGCAGCAGGCCGAGGCGGCAGCAAGGCGCCUUCAAUUUCCGGGUUCCCUGAAGAGGCAAAGGCUUUUGCAAGGGAACCGGGUCUUACAGGAUCUAUUGAUUCAGCACUGUUAUCUUUGGCCCUGGGGAUACGACCGUUGCAUUUGCCCCCACAGCAGGAACUGCUGCUGCAGCUCUUUAAGGCUCACCCUGCCCUUACAUCUCACUUCCUCAACAAGCUGUCCGGGUUGCUGCUAAGUCCACGGCAGUCUGCCACGUUUGCGCUUUCUUGCCUGUUCCUCUGCCGCAUACUUGGGACCCCUUGGAGCCAGCUAUCGUACUACUGGCAGCGGCAGGACCAAGUGGAACAAGAGCCUCCCAUUUGUGGUUCGGGACCGGAUCUAACGUUGCCUGAUGGGGAUAUGAGCUUUGCUUCAGUCAGUGAAACAAUGAGAACCCUUGGGGUGGCUGACGAUGAAGAGAAAGAAAACCUUUUCGGUGACCUUGAACCCUUGCGGCUACGGCAUUCGCAACAACAGCACAAGCAGCAAGACGCGCUGCAGCGGAGGUGGCGAGCCGUGGCUCUUGAAGUGGCCCGAGUGGCAUCACCAGCGCUGCUUCUGCGACAGCAUUUGUCGCAGUGUCUUCUUCAGACAGACACCCGAGUGGCUUUUUGCGGUAUUGCCGUCUUGCGCGCCUGUUGCCAGGCUCUGCGAUGCAUGCACGACCGCUUCAAAUACAGUCCAAAGCUGCAGCAUCUUCUCCUGGCGCAAGCAGCCCUCAGGCUGCCAGACGCAAAGACCCUGGUAAAUUCUCUUUUGCGGCUGGUCCAGCAGUGGCAGCAACAGCAGCAGGGCCAGCAGCAGCGGCAUGAGUCAGAAAAGAUAAGGGAUCCACAGUCUAAUGCCGUGGAGGUGACGGAGGAUCGUUGGCUCUCUGACGAGGCUCUCGCGAGGGCAGCAGCAGCUUCUGCUGCUUCUGCCGCUAGAAGAUGGCAAAAAGAAGAAAGCGAAAGACUAAGAAAUGGUGAACCAGAGGAAAGUGAUGGCGAUGACGUGGAAGUGCAUGUAGAGGGAGUGGGGGAUGUAGAGGGGGACGGGAGCAGUACAGAUGGUGAGGAUGCAGGAGGUGAAACGAACCACGAUAAUCUUAAGGCUUCUCCAGCGGAAAUGGGUGUAAGUGUCAAGGACUUGAUGCAACUGCUCGUGCGGCUAACAGCGGUGGACGAUAAGCUGAAUGGGUACCAGCUCGUGUCUGAUGAUAGCCACGUGGAGGCCGAAGAAUGCGAUAUGGACUUUAAUUCCUUCCAGUUUCUACGUGGGUGGAUGGAGACAGCAGAGAUUUAUCAGGAGUUGCUGACGCCAUCAUUUCCUCUUGACUGGGGCAAGCUGCUUUGUACUUGGAGGACGGGAGACGGCGCAGCUCAGUCCUUCCGUCUUUGCUGCAAGUCCCGGGUGAUCGCAACUGACAUAGCGCGCUUAGCAGUGCAAUCGAGGGGCGGCAUGGAGAGCUGGGGAGGUGAAAUAGCUGCUGGGUGCUCAGUGUCAAAGCAGCAGCAAUUGCUGCUGCUUCACCUGCUGCUUCAGUGGCAACGAAGCGUGAAGCGCAGCCGCUCCAGAGAGUCGCUGGGCCCAUAUGGGGGCGAAGUUUCGCUGUGUUCAGACGCUCUGCUUCAAACUAUUCUGCAGUUCAUGCAUAGGAGUGGCAUGUUCAGAGGGGCCACAUGCGAGACACCUGAGAUUGAUGAAGCGUCUUUGUGGCUUGCCGCUUUGGCGGAAAGCUCGUGCUUCCGGUGCAGUGCCCUCUACUUUGUAGCAAUCUUGAGGCUGGCGAGCGAGCAACGGUUGGCUCUGCUGCCGUAUACGGAAAUGUGUAUGGGCAGGGACAUGAAGGAGAUGGAACAAGAGGGAGGAGAGAUCAAAGAGCUGUCAAGCCCAUCCCUGUUCUCGGCGGCUCUGCUAGCACACCUGUCAGUGGCCCCUCGUUGCAACGCCGGUAAAGCUCUCUUUGUGGAGCUUGCCCCCUUAGGUGUAGCGGCGCCGGAGGACAGCUGCUGGGGCUGCAACGCAAUGCAUUCGUCAGAGUUCUGUGCUGAAGCAGCCACGAGCUGGGCCGUGCAGGGCUUCAUGAGAUGCUGUAUUCUGUGUCCCUCAAUAAUCUACCCUCUCUUUAGAGCCCUGCAGGCCGAGGGUCCGUGGCGCGUUCUUGGCUCCUCACUGAACGUGAGCCGCGAGCUGAAUUCACCAACUGCGGUGGAGGCUGCUAAGGCUGCCGCCGCUCAACAUCCCCAGAGCAAACUCAUCAACAGAUAUCGUAAGCGACUUCUGCGCUUUCUAGAAGUCUCUUGCCAGCCACAUGCUCAGGAGGCCAGCGAAGAGGGGGAUGAUGCUUCUGGGUCACAGACUCUGGACUAUCAGCUCUCGCAACUGCCCUUUGUGUCAUCACAGCUGUCCGCAGAUUGGGGACUCCCUUCCCCAGUACAUGCAAUCGCUCCAGAGGCGUUACUGAAGAUAUGUGCGGCUCGUAUCCCGGGUGCUUCUUCCAUGCCUCGUGGCCCAGUUGGAUCUGCAGAGCGCGCCAAUUGUCUGGGGCUUCUGCGUGCUCUGACGCGGCAUCUUGACCAAUCACUGGAGACGGAGGCCUUUGUAGCGACACAGCCGUUGGAGAAGCUCAUAGAAGUAAACCAGCAGACGCGGGAUCGGCUGUUGGCAUUGCUGUUGCAGUUGGAGGCCGUGAGCCGUCACCUAAGCAACAUCCAAGCCACGGAAGGCGCAAACCACUGCCUGGAGGAUGGCUACAAUGAGAUGCGUUUUGUUGUGCUGCCUGUGGGUGCCGAAAAGGCAGCCGCAUUGGAACAGCUUUUCCAGCUGUCAACAAUAGCUCUUGGCCGUUGUGAACACCUGUCGGAAGGGCCCGCGGACUCCGUCCGAAACAAUAAGCCGCCUGUGACACAGGCAGAACGUGACGGACGGAAGAAAGGCAGGUUUGAGCCGUCAUUUUUCACUAAGGACUUUAAACACUGGGUGGAGUUGGGGGCAGCAUUAUGUGCCCACAUGGCAAACCUAUUCGAGUUGACCGCUGCUGGAGUGGCCCUACAAGAAACCGCCGGUCUGCGGCUGCUCUGUCGCAGUGUGGAGUUCUUCGCUGCAUUGGUGUGCGCGGAAGACCAGCUGACCCCUGAGGCACAAUCGGCUCUCACCUUCGCUGCAUGCAUCAAACGACUGUGCCUCCCUGCUCUUAGUGAUCCCAUUUCUGCGCGAACAGAAAAGCCAACCAAGCAUUCACAAAUAGAAGACACUCAAGGGGGGCCAUUGCAGGCACUUUUGCUAGGCCUUGUUCGUCGCGUUGCGAGAGCCGCGAGGCCUUUCGUGUCGGAAGAUGGACGACCGUUGCUGUUAUUGGCCUGCGAGUCAGUGCUAACAAGCAAGGACAAGAUUUCAUGUCCUUUGCCGUCAAGAACAGCAAAAGCACCUUUGCAUCACCUAGCAUGGGUGUUGCCCCUGGUAGAGUCCUGGGGACUGGCGGCUAUACCUGCGCAACACAGAGGAGUGGAGGAGGCGAUCAAGCGGCUUACAUACGAGGAAAAGGCUCUCACGUUGUCCCUUGUGUUGCGCGCGUGCGGGGAAGCCCCAGUACAGUCUGUUAGCUUGGAAUCGGCCGCCGAUUGCGUUCAGAGGCUACAGGCGUUGCCUUUGUCUAUGUGUCUCCGGCUCCAUUGCUUUUUGAAGUAUCUGUGGGGGCACCAGAGAGCAGAGCAUCGCGUUGCAACGCUGGAGACGGCGUACCAGCAAGCCAGCUCAGAGGAUGCUACUGCCGCUGCAGCUGGUAGGUGUAUACUGGAUGCCGCUGUACGGGUCAUGUUAUGCCUCUGCUUCCAGUGUAUCCAUGCAUCAAGCUCGCUGCGAGGUGCUGAGGAAAGUGCAACGGCUGGCGACAGCGCUGUGAUUAUUUUUAGACAAGGGCUCAUCAGGACACUCCGUGCUUGCUGGGACCAAUACGCUGUCCUGCGCUAUGCGUGCACAAGACUGUUUUUGUUGUCAGAGGAGAAAGCAGAGAAUGCAACAUGCCCUGUACUUCACCCGGCGGUGCGCCUGGCGCUUCUCCUGCAGUGGCGAGAACCAGUCCAAGGGCUACCAGCUCCGUUCUACCCCUCUGUGGUUGCUGCCCUGGAACAGUGCCAGGAAGAGCGGCAGGAGGGCAGGGCGGGUGCGAGUGCUGACAGCAGGAGCACACGAAAAGGACGGAUACGGGGAACAGGGCCGACGAGUGCGACGACGGACGGCGCCGAGUGGGCAGCCGAUGUGUUGGAGGCAUUGAAGUUGACGGCAUAUGCGCGUGACAGCAGCGGUGCUAACAGCAGGCGUGUCCGAGCCAAGGGAGCUCCCUGGCAAACAGCGGCGGCUUUUCUUGGGGACAGAUGGGGUGAUGCAGAGGCCAAAGACUUGGCCACCGACGCCCCUGAAAGGUGGGCUGCAGCAGUGCAGCAGUUUCUCACCUUCCUAUGCGUGCAGCAACCAGGAGGUUACACCGCGGCGCGCCUUGGGAUGCAGCUGGCGCAGGACCUCGAGAGUAUUACAGGGAGGCUAGAUGAUGACUUUGUGGUACAAGAGGGGUGGCCUGUCUCUGGAUGGGUGCGCUAUCAGGCAGCGUCUGCCAUUCUGCAGGCAGCAGAGGGCGGUAAAAGUGUUGCAGUUGCGGCUCUCCGCUGUCUUGCAGCGAGCCGCACGGGCUUGGGGGCAUCGCUGAAGGAUUUGAAAACGGAGCUCCGGGAACUACAAGAUGCCCUUCAAGAAUUCGAUAUGUCUGACGACUCAGCUUACACUGCGGAUGUGGAAGGUGCUGCUGCCGCUGCAGCGGAUUUGGCUUACUAUAUUGGGGCCAUGAGCCGCGCCUCGCACUUGGGCAGAGUUGUUCUGGGCGCUUUGCAGUGUGGACUAAGUACUGAUGGCAGCUUGACAAAAGACCAGCGACAGUUCUUCAAAGCUCUGAGACCAAAAGCACAGUUAACUGCCUGCAGCUUUCUUGAGGUAAUUGGGGCCUCUCCACCAACGGCGGCCAUUUGCCGGGGCGCCAAGGCACUUUUGAAAGUCCCUAGUUGCGUGGUCCCUCGCCCCGAUUCACUUUCACUGACGUCUGAAGUUAUGGCCCUUCAAGCAUGGACUAGCCUUCUGCUGCCUGCAAUUCAGCUUGCUAUGAGUGCAGCUGCGCUUGAGCCUUCUCGUGAACAAGCAACAGCAUAUGCUAGACGAAUAGCCAGGCAGGCGCUGCUUUCGCCAGCAUUUCGUGCCCUUGGCCAUUGCGCUAAAGAGGCAGUCCAGCAAACGCUUACUGCUACGAGUGAUGCGCCAUGUGAAGCGACGAGCAUCUCAGUCGCUCUCAUGCCCCUGCUGCAGUGCCUAUCUCAGCAGCUGCUUCCAGCAGCUAAUGAAACCGGGAGUAGCGCACACAGUGUCCCGGAACAAGACGAAGAUGGUGAAGAAGAAGCGUUAUGCCGUCUUUCUGAGAAAUGCCCGGAGCUCUUUGAGGCGCUCAUUAACUUAUAUGGGGCGUCCACAUCUUACGUGGACAUUUACCUUUGCCAGAUCCUUAUGCUGGAUAGCGCAGGCCCAGAGUUGUGUGGCCACACCACUGAACAGGGGGGACCAGAAGGGCAGCAAGAAGGGCAUUCAAAUGAGUUACCUACGGAGACGGCAGGGGAUCCUGCCGGCAGCUACGACGUCUUCUCUAAUUUGCACAGGUGGAUGGCACAUCUCCCUGACUUCCGGGAGGUCUCAGAAACAAAACUCAGGCAGCAGUUGACGCCUCUUAGCAAGGGGUUUAUUCUCGGGAGCCCUUGUGAUUGGUUAGCCCUUGACCCGAGGCGCGUUAAGGAUACACUGGAAAAUUUUGCUUUCCACGCAAGGAUUGGAAGAACCAGGGAGCCUCCUGAUACGCGCAUGCGAGGACAGUCGCUUUCUGAAGAAAUUUUAAAAGCACAACAGAGACUUCUGGAGUCCGCGCUGAAGGCGCGUUCGAUGUUGACCAGAGUUGGCGAGCGUGAGGCAGCUGAUGGCAUGGAGGGUGAUGCAGAGACAGCUAAUGGCACAGAGCAUCGGCAGGCAGCAGCUUGCAUGUCUCGUUGCCUGCAAGGCUUAGCGCUGACUGUGGGUUCCGGGGCUGCGUCCUUUGCCACUGCGGAAAAUAGCGCUUACGACGUUGCUUACGUCGUGCCUUAUCUUGCCGGGCGACUGACGAUGGCGUGCUUCGUUUUGUUGUGGCGGUGGCAAGUGCUGCUUGAAGAGGAGCAGUCUUACCAACAGCAAGCACGAAUGCAACGGGAGGAAGAGGGGUCCAUGGACCCAAGUGUUAUCUCCUCACGGGCCGCCCUGGAGCGGCAACGGCCCGUUUGUGCGGCGGAACAGGCACGGAGAGCGUGCGGUGUUGCAGGAGCUUGGCUGCGCUCCCUCAAAGACUCGCAGGGGAACUGCAAGGAUGGCGCUGCUACACUAUAUGGCCAGGAAGCUUCUCAGACGGCAGCAGUACAUUCAGCAGAGACUGUUGGUGCAGUGGCCCCUGAAAGUGCCACAGAGGACGUGAGUUCCAUAGCAGCAACAAAUCCAGAGCCACUAAAACGACGGAGGGAGGAUAUUUGGGAGAUGGAUGAAUUCGACCCCGACGUGGUGCAGCGAGCAGUCACGCGAGUCAGCACAUUUUUGAAGGCUGCUAGGCGUAUUGGGCGCUUUUGGCGACCCUUAGAUAAUGAUUCAAAUGCAGCAGGAAGAAACAAAGCUACGGAUAGAGAGGUGGCGCAGGCAUUAGAAGUUUGGGGUGCUUCUGUAGAUGACGGCGAUCAGUGGCUCAGCAGCUUUGCCAGUGGGGGGAGCUUGCAGUUGCUAAUUAUGGCUCUUGGCUGCCCAGAUAAGAUGACGAGGGAAGCUGCUGCGCACGGCCUUUCCAUGUACACGCACCUCCUGCAGCUGUCUGCUGACCGAUCGCUGCUGUGCCACUUUGCGGACGUCCACGAGUUUAAAAUGCAAUGCAGGAAACGUCACGCAAAUGCUACGUCGCAGACUGUUAAAAGGCGCGACAUCAAGCAACGGCACAAGGCCGCCACCUUUGCCUUUCGAGCAGUCAAACAACUGUUGACCCUCCUAGGCUCCCUCAUGGCCUCCAUUCAAUCCCCAGAAGACCUCGUGGACAAACAAUGCAAAGAAAGCUCUGCACUGGAAGCCAGAACAAUGCCAGUUGUUUCGCCGGUCAUUUGCGCCUUUGCUGCUGCAGCUGUGCCGCUUCUCUUUCUCCCAGACCUUUCGUUGUAUCCCAUAAUAAAUUACGCUGUUAUAAAGCAUCCUGCUCUGUCUUUGCUGCUCCAGGAUCCUUGUAUGCCCCUGACACUAGCGGCCUUGCGGCAGCCUCUGCUGGGGUCGGACGGGAUAUUUUCACGUUUACUGCUGUCCACCUCAGUCGCAACUUCUGCAGCGCAGAAGCAGUUUCUGCUGGUGGCUUUGAAAAGGGCAAUGGCAGUGUCACAGUGCCCUGGUGACGGCUGCAUCACGCUGAGCUCGAGGCUGAAGGCUCACAAGGCAACCCAAGCCGUCCUUCCCCCACCUGCCCUGCUUGCCCAGUCCACGCUGCCACUGAUGUCAGGGCCUACCCUCAACCUCUCUUUGGUUCGCAGCAUACUGGAAGCUCUUCUACUGGCAACGGCUGCCCCCUCCUGUCUUUCUGCGUGCACUUGGUGGCAUCCGCAUGCUGCCUUCAUCCUAGUGUCAGCUCAAACGAGGAAAGACGAACUUCAUGAGUUCGAAGGGUCGGGCGAUUCGCACGUGAUGGCACAUGUGCAUCUUCCACUCGCGACAGUUAAUGCACAACACCUGCUGCAACGAUUUGGUAUUAUAUUGUGGCUCGAAGCACAAAUAGAGACAGCUCUUUCAUCCCUUGUAGGGCUUCGUGAAUAUAGUGGAGCGAACCGAUCAGCAAUAAGCGACUGCGCAUGCGGAGGAAGCCACCCGGUGUCCAUACUGCCAGUAAGAGAGCAUUUACUCAGCGAACCGCAACGCGUUAAGGGCUGCUGUAGAGGCAGUAAAACGCAGGCUCUCCAUGGCAUCAAUGCAGGAAAGUGGGUGCAGCAUGUGAGGGACUGCACGCGUCUUCUCUGGUCAGUGAUUACUGCUGCCACUUUGGCUGCACCACUGCCUGAAUUUUCCGCAGCAGAAAGACGCCUGUGGGAUAAUGCGCACUGCAGCUUCGGCCUACGCUCAACUGAUGGAAAGUGUAUUCACAGCCCCUCGUGUGUUUGCAGCAAUUUGCCUGCAAGGUGCUUUGGCUAUGAUACUUCGGCGACGCAGGCUUCGACUGACAACUUUCCAGGGGCCGCAGACUCCGAGCACAAUGGAGCAUGCUGGCCGCUGGGUAGGGGAUACGCCGAUGCCCAGCUGUUGCAGGCUGUGAUGGGAGCACGGCGCCAACUCUUCAAGCUGCGUCGAUCAGCGAAGACAGAAAUGGGGGAAGAUCAUGGCAACUGCGAUGCAACAGUCAAUGUAACUUCGGUCUCCAGUAGUGCUGAUGGUUUGUUUCUCCACUCAGCUCGGCAGCUACAAUUAGAGCUCCUACAGGGAAUCCAACGCCUUGCACGUGCAUGGCUUGCAUUCGCAGUGCCCAUAGGUGCGCGUGCAGAGGCUUCUGACGGCCCCAUGGAGGGAAGACUGGGGUUUGCCGACAGCGCGGCAUGGGCAUCAGACCUCCUAGAUGCGUCGGUCACUUGUUUAUCAGGGCUGUGGGCUGUGGCCGCUUGCAGUGAGUCCCUUGGCUUAAUUUCUGGCCCGAGCACUGUCAACGAGUCUGCGAAUCUUUCCCAGAAACAACUGAAACUCCAAGCAUCUGCAUGCUGUGCGGAUGUCCUGAGGCUUUGCGCCCGGGCAGCCGCCCUGCAGGAGGACAGCCUCAUGAAACACUGGCAACUACCGAAGCACAGUGGAAUGUUCGGUCUCUCCUCCCGCCCACUAUGGAAUAUGGUAUUCACCCAUAUUUGCAACAGAGGUUUAGGGCCGGAGGGUUCAAUUCUUCACAGUCAGGGAGACGCUGCGGCAAAAAGCCGCUGCGUGCUUCUUGCGCUGCUUCAAAUAAGAAGCAUGUGCGGAUCGGAUGCUCACCUGCAACAGCUCAUUGCGGUUGCUGCAGGGCUUUGA
Molecule: messenger RNA, 11112 nt
Organism: Eimeria tenella
Lineage: Eukaryota; Apicomplexa; Conoidasida; Eucoccidiorida; Eimeriidae
Exons: 6
Coding region: 1-11112 (3703 amino acids)
Source: RefSeq, a predicted model, not a curated record